CGGAACUACGCGGGUGGCGGGCAAAGAGCUACAGUUGGUUGCGGGCUGUCGCCCUGAAAGCAAGCAAGCACGCGCGCGCUUCCGUAGGACCCGGGUCACGGCACGCCGCGACCCUCGUGAUCGCGCGCGUAACGAGUCGCGUGUGUAUCGAGCGGGUAAUUGCGCUCGGGUCUCGGCCGCCGCGCGAGAGAGAUCGGCCGAGCGAUCGUCGCGGUCAGUCAGUCCGCCAAGGUCUCUCGGUCGCGGACACGCGACACAGUGACAGGCAGUGACAGGCAGGCACGCUCCGCUCUUCAAUCAAGAUACUGAUUUAUUUCUGAUAGCGCCAGUCGAUAGUUUUCCUCAUUCGCGUUCCUCGCGCUCGCACGAGGCGACUCUUCGGCCACGCGAUUCGCCGAGGAAAUCUCGACCAAAUGGGGUUCGUUGGGGUAGGAGAAGGAGGGGGAGGCGCUACGUGAUAAUUGCCUGCUCCGAAUGGCCGCGGUAAAUUGAAUCGUGCGACCGUGUGCAUGUGUGUUUAAAUAUCAUAACGUUUGAUAAUUCAUUGUCUCGGCGAGGGAAGAGGGGGUAGAGAGAAAGUUCGAGGGUUUCCCGGUGAGUUUGGAUUAAUUGAGGAGAUCUCGAGAAAACUCGUUCCGCGAAUGUGACCUCAUAUCCGCGACGAUGAUGAACGCGUAGAUUAAUUGUGAUAGACGAUUAGAGAAUCCGGAAAUAUCAAUAUACAACACAACAGCGGAAGUGAUGCGCGAGAGGAAUCCGGCGGGGAUCCAAGACGGACGAGUCCUAACUGCGAAGAAGGAGAAUGAUAAGCGAAAUCCCGGGUAUUCCGAGAGACCGUGGUAUCGCGCGAAGAGGAGAAAUCUUCUCAAGGGAACCGAGAUACUGGCACAUCGCGCACGAAAGUCGCGAUCGGAGCGAUCCUCUUGAACUCGCGAGGAAGGGAAAUUAUCUUUUCUUUAACUCCCGGCCAAGUUGGCGGUAUAUACGUGCACGUGCACGUGUCUGGCACCUUGCGUACCUGAAACAGUUUCCGGACUGUUUCGUUGAGCGCGCGCAAGUAAGUCGUUCCAGUUAAUCGCACUUUAACUCGAGCUACGGUGAAGGAUUGACGGGGAUCAUGAAUGCGGCGUGCGAGAAGUGACUUCACUCGCGCCGUCGAUCGUAACGUCGAACACGAGUAAGGUCUUUUUUCUCUUUGGCCUUUGGAUUUUCAGAUUUGCUGUUGAAUCGCAGUAUCAUUUUUUCAAGAAAACGUCCAAUACCGGAUUUUAUAAAGUCCAAAACUGUGUUGUCAAUUUGGGUAGGUCAUCAGCGGAUGAUCUGAGGGACGAAAGAGAGAGAGAGAGAAAGAGAGAGAGGAGAGAGAGAGAGAGGGUGGACCUGAAAAGCCGAACGCGAUCAAUCUUGUCGCGCGCGAAAGGCCAAAAGAUGCUCCCGUCCCCUCGGUGUAGUAGCACGACAGCCCCGGUUUGCGAUUCGACAGGUUCAUUGUCGCGCAUUUCAUAACUGGGACUAUACAUGGCGGCACGUGACGUGUGACGUAUGACACGUCAAAGUUCGCGUCGGGAUUAUCGAAUCUCGCGACGAUGUGUUGUUGCACGGUGUGUCGGAAAACGUUGUUAAGAUAAACGCUGGUUGAUCCCGUUUUCGCGGCCUGUACAGAGGACAAAGGUUUCUCCUUAAAACGCGGUGCUUUGAUUUGACGCUGAGAAGGAUUAAGGCGCUUGUCUACGACGCCUGAAUUCCCCUGUGCACACACAUCGGUGGUUCUCUGUGAUUUCGCGUUAAACCCAACUAAGAGCAAUAACAAAGCAAUCAUAAAGUGCAUUAAGGAGAACAGUAUUAUAUUAUUUCACGGCCGCCGCAACACAAAUCGUGUUUCGUUUCUGUAGGGAGAAAUUCGACGAGGUAUAAGAUUCGUGAAGAUACAAUUUCGGGAUUGAGAGGAACUAUUUGGCCGUUGGAGGUCAACUCUUAUUUUUUAUUAAAAAUACAGUCGAGAUUUUGGUGCAAGUAUUUAAGAGAGAGACUGAUGGCGAAAUUAUACUGCGCAUUUGCCGAGUGAUAAUAACGUCUUGAUGGAGACAUUUUAAAAAAACACGAAACAAAGUCUUUUUGUGACGAGAGAGAGAUUACCAAUCUCGGUAGCAAAGGAGCGACGAGUGAACGAAGAGGAAAAGGACAUCAGUGAUAAUGUUAAGGAAAAAAGAGAAAUUAUCUGAAAGACGUCGAGAGGAACGACAUAUAUCUUUUGCGACAUAGGUUAAACAAUCACGAUUAUUCAUAGAGUGGAGAAAGAGAGAGACGUUUGCCGGAACGGAAAGGAGACUCGAGGGAAUCGCGGAACGGAAUUUCAUUACCGUAUUAGUCGGAAUAAAUACUCGAAGGAUUUUCGUAGGUAAGAUCGAUUACGAGAUUCCGAUAGUUCGCUCGCUUUCGACAUCCAUCUUCCGGGGACCCAGACAAGGAUAUAUUUCUGCGUCUUUCUCUCUCUCUCUCUCUCUCUCUCUCUCUCUCUCUCUCUCUCUCUCGUCUUUCUGUCUGUCUCUCUUCCUAACUUUCGUUCUCUCUCUCUCUCUCUCUUUCUCUCUCUUCCUUUCUCUGUCUCCGCUUCUGCUUCCUCUUUCCUGUGGCGCACAUCCAGACUCUCCUCGUCUCGAAAAGUUUCAGUGGCCUCGCGUGAUAUCGCGAGCAUUAUGCAUGACCCAGCCGUCGAGUACCCGCAUGUGACGCCCACGAUCGUUUUACGUCGUUCCGAAAGUAACAGCUUUUUGGCAAACACGAACAAUUCUGUCUCACGAGGGACGGUUCGUUUUGUCAAGUCGAGCGAAAGUCCAACGAGAGGGAAGCGCGGUGAUCCGUGAGACAUUCGCGAAUUCGCAGAAUCCUUCCGUACGACAGACGUCAGAGUGAAAAUACAUCAGAAAGACGACUCCGUGGGGACAAUUCAAUGUCCGCCGCUCGGAAGCUCGUCGCCCGUAUCUUCGAAAUAUCGAGACCACUUAACGAGCACUUCCGAGAACGGCAAUUAACGAUGACAGACAUAGAAGCGUACAUCGCGCUACGUCUCAGACGCGAUCAACAAUUCCGGCGACGGCCAGGUCGGAUAAUCCUAUCGGCGGAUAUUCGCGCCGUGAGGGAAUAGUCUCUCGCGGGAGAAGAGGCGAUACGAUCGGUUAUCCAUCCUCCAGCUUCUCUCGAAUCAACGACGAAGACUCUAAGACGCGACAGUAGACGGGCGAAAUGAAUCCCAUCAUUUGUCCCAAGACGAAUUCCACAAAGUGAUCCAUAAAGGAACGGACGUGCCGCGAAGAUUGGACUAUUGAACCUUCGGUAGUGAGUUCAGCAACGCGACAUCCCGCAGGACGAAUCACGUUAUCGUGUGAACGCGGAUUUAUGGUGAUUAAUUGGUGAUUUCGGGGACCAUGGACAAGCCGCGCGAUCGGACGAUCGUCCGGCAGACAGGGAGCCGUUCAUCGACCGUAACCGGAAAGCUGGCGCCGGGAUGCUGCACGCGGUUAUGCUAGGUAGUGGUCCAGGACGGGGGAGACGCGAGUGGUAUCCAGGAUUUUAUCUCCAACGUCGUCGUCUUGGCUGUAGGAUGAAUCGCGGCGAGCAGGAGAUUCUCUUCCGGCAGAGCCGGCAGAUCACGCAGAUCGUACCUUCCCGCGAGGACCUCGUUUUGAGCGUCCUCAAGUCACCGAUUAAUCAGCAGCAGCAGCAACAGCAGCAACAACAACAACAACAACAGCAACGACAGCAGCUGUGCCGACAUCCGUAUCAGUCGCACACCCAUGGUCACUUUAACUGCCAAGGUCAUCCGCAUAAUAAGAAGUGCAGUCAUUCAGGUGACACCGAGAGUCUUCCACGAAGCAAGGACCAAUGCUCUAGGCACGCGGAAAAGCGGUGCGGCGCCGCCUACGCCGCCCUCCGGGGCAGCGAGGACGAGCUCGCAGCCGAGCAGGGCCUCGAGGCGGAGGACACCGCGUUGAAGACGCCUGGCAGCGAGACCGAGGACACCGAGGACAACGGCGCGAACGCGGGGGAGCCGCCGUCGCCCGCGCGCCGCUUCACCUUCCUACGUCGCUUCCGCUCGCCGCGCUUCGGCGAGGCGCACCACAAGCGGGUGCCGACUCCCAUGAAGCGGAAGUACCGGCGCAAAAAGAGCAAGGAGGACAUCAUUAACAAUGACGUGGCCGGCGGCGAGGAGGAGGAGCCCCCGAGUCCCGAUCAGACCGCCAUUCCCGAUCCUUACUACCCGAUCUACCUACCGAUCGAUCAGGCCUUCAAGGCCAAGUACGUGUUCCAUCACAAGCGGGGCAAGACCUUCCAGGAGCGCCUCUACGUGUUCCUCGAGCAUCCCGGCGGCUGGCUGUGCUUUGUCUACCAUUUCGCUGUGUUCAUGGUGGUAUUGGUAUGCCUCAUAUUUAGCGUUUUGUCAACGAUAGACCAAUACAGUAACUUCGCAAACGAAACUCUGUUUUGGAUGGAAAUAUGUCUCGUAGUAUUCUUCGGAGUCGAAUAUCUGGUUCGACUAUGGAGCGCGGGCUGCAGAUCCAAAUAUAUGGGUUGCUGUGGACGGCUGCGAUUCAUUCGGAAACCGAUUUGUAUCAUAGAUUUAAUUGUUGUAGUAGCGUCCAUGGUAGUCUUAUCGGUAGGAAGCAAUGGACAGGUAUUCGCCACUUCCGCCAUCAGAGGCAUUCGGUUUUUGCAGAUUCUGCGAAUGCUUCAUGUCGAUCGUCAAGGUGGCACGUGGCGGCUUCUGGGUUCGGUGGUUUUCAUACAUCGUCAGGAGCUGAUUACAACGCUGUACAUUGGAUUCUUAGGCCUUAUUUUCAGCAGUUAUUUUGUAUAUCUUGCCGAAAAGGACGCAGUUGGACCUAAUGGCAAAACAGACUUCGCGAGCUACGCCGAUGCGCUUUGGUGGGGAGUGAUCACAGUAACGACGAUAGGUUACGGUGAUACGGUUCCGCAGACAUGGAUGGGAAAAAUAGUGGCCUCGUGUUUCAGCGUGUUCGCCAUAUCAUUUUUCGCACUUCCAGCUGGUAUCCUAGGUUCCGGCUUCGCGCUGAAGGUACAGCAGAAGCAACGACAGAAGCACUUCAAUCGGCAAAUACCGGCUGCCGCGAUGUUGAUACAAUGUCUGUGGAGGUGUUACGCCGCUGACAAGGCCAUCAACAGCGUUGCUACGUGGAAUAUCUACAUCAAGGAUCCAGCCCCGGCCGGCCAGCCCUCGACACCUCUGGGCAAGUUGAUUUGUGUAAAGAAGAUGGUGGCAAAGAAGGCGAGUGUGCUGAAGAGGCGGAAGUCGCGGAACCGAAUGGACGUCCAGCAGCAGCAGCAACAACCGGCCCUGCCGCCCGUCACGAUAUCAGGCGGCAUAUCGGCCGGUGCCGGGACCGGACAGAACGACGGGCAGAAUCAGCGUCUUGAGAAUGAGGGGGACGUGGUCUUUUACAUGGAGGAGCCCAAGGUGGGCACGCCGAAUCGCGCCAGGCGCGACAACCGUGUGUUUCCGGUUGGCAGGGGAAGCCUCUUCACCUCGCAGACGAGUUCGGUGACGGAGGCGACCAGCGACGAAAUUGACAUCGACAUCGAAGAACCGCAGAGAGUAACUACGUUGACAGAGGCGCACCGGAACGCUAUUCGGGCGAUCAGGAAGAUAAAGUACUUCGUGGCUCGCAGAAAGUUUCAACAGGCCCGAAAACCGUACGACGUUCGUGACGUCAUCGAGCAAUACAGCCAAGGCCACCUGAACAUGAUGGUGCGGAUUAAGGAGUUGCAGAGGAGAUUGGAUCAGACCCUGGGUAAACCUGGGAGCUACCUGGCAGGAAUCGACCGGGCUGGCAACGUAAAACCCAUGACGAUUGGCGCGCGUUUAUACCGCGUGGAGCAGCAGCUGUCGGUGAUGGACAAGAAGCUGGACCAGCUGGUGUACGUGUUGAACGCGGUGGCGCAGAAGCAACAGAUACCCCUGCGUAGUAUAGAGGACGACGUGUAACAGAGAGCCCCCGGCGAGCUCGUGCAAUCUGUUUUACAAGCAGCCGCGGUCCCGCGAAUGGUUCUCCUGCCCCGCGUCACCAUAACUACAGUGACGCCGAGUAUGUUCAGCGAGGGCUGUUAACGCGGGAGAUAGACGACGGUACGCGCCUGAUGAUAGUGCCGGCUGCUCCGAAAACAUGUUCGGAAAGUACAAACGUCAUAGAACGAACGCUAUGAAACACAAUUCCACUCAACCCCCUAGAGAGAGAGAGAGAGAAAGAGAGAGAAACUACAAAGUCAUCGCGGGACGUGGCGUCUGGAAAUCGUGACGAUACUUCCUUGGAAGAGGAAUGUUUGUUCGCCGAUUCGAGGACAAAGUCCUCAAGCG
This is a messenger RNA of Monomorium pharaonis (pharaoh ant), 6370 nucleotides long. RefSeq names its product potassium voltage-gated channel subfamily KQT member 1 (gene KCNQ). The record is from RefSeq and is a predicted model, not a curated record. Lineage: Eukaryota; Metazoa; Arthropoda; Insecta; Hymenoptera; Formicidae. Gene Ontology annotation, cellular component: membrane. The coding region runs from base 3506 to 6001 and encodes 831 amino acids. Gene Ontology annotation, molecular function: voltage-gated potassium channel activity. Gene Ontology annotation, biological process: transmembrane transport; potassium ion transport. The transcript is spliced from 14 exons.